Molecule: messenger RNA, 1091 nt
Organism: Tripterygium wilfordii
Lineage: Eukaryota; Viridiplantae; Streptophyta; Magnoliopsida; Celastrales; Celastraceae
Product: nucleoside diphosphate kinase 3-like
Exons: 7
Coding region: 108-827 (239 amino acids)
Biological process (GO): UTP biosynthetic process; CTP biosynthetic process; GTP biosynthetic process
Molecular function (GO): nucleoside diphosphate kinase activity
Source: RefSeq, a predicted model, not a curated record
AACCAACCAGUCUUUUAUCCCUUGCUACUUAAUUACCAUCUUCGUCACUCUCUCUCCUCCUCUCAUUGCUCAGUGCCUUUAACGCUCAAAUUUCGAAGCUUCAGAAAAUGAGCUCUGUAAUUUUCCGAUCUGCUUCUAAGGCCGCCAGGUCUGUCCGCUCAGAUUCCGCUUUUAGGAGCUCUCGUUUUUACUCUGAAAAGCGAACUGCAGCCGCUGCAGCAGCAGUUUCAUUUAGUGGAAAGUUGCCUUUCCUAGCUUCGGCUUAUGGGAGGACUGGUUCUGGAAAUGCAUACAAUGGAUGGCUUUCAGGAUCUCUUGCCCUUCCUGCUGCAGUGUACAUGCUCCAAGAGCAGGAGGCAUAUGCUGCAGAGAUGGAGCGCACCUUCAUUGCCAUCAAGCCAGAUGGAGUGCAGAGAGGCUUGAUUGCAGAAAUCGUAUCUCGGUUUGAGCGUAAAGGGUUUAAACUUGUAGCCAUUAAGAUUGUUGUCCCUUCAAAGGACUUCGCAGAGAAGCAUUAUCAUGAUCUGAAGGAGAGACCCUUUUUUAAUGGCCUUUGUGACUUCCUUAGUUCUGGCCCUGUUGUUGCAAUGGUCUGGGAAGGAGAGGGGGCAAUAAAGUAUGGCCGGAAACUCAUUGGUGCAACAGAUCCUCAGAAAUCAGAACCUGGUACUAUCAGAGGCGACUUAGCCGUUGUUGUUGGAAGAAACAUCAUUCAUGGGAGCGACGGACCUGAGACGGCUAAGGAUGAGAUUAAUUUGUGGUUCAAACCAGAAGAAUUGGUUAGUUACACAAACAAUGCUGAGAAGUGGGUCUAUGGAGUCAACUGAUUAGGAAUUUUUGUUUUAUCAGUUCUUUCAGGUCUCCCAUGAGAAGUAAUAAGAUUAUUGGUCUGUUGACAUAUUUCAUUUUGGGAACAUUGGUUUACAACAAUGUCAAACCAACAAAUGGAUUAUUCUGAUAAUAUGUCCUGUGGCUGUGAAACAUGGUGACAUAUAAACCCUGUUUUUAGUGGUUUCUUUUCAAUUUGAAAAUGAGAUGAGGAGGAUGAGAGUUUGAAAGUAAUUUAGUAAAAUGCUAUGUUCUCUUUGGAA